This is a messenger RNA of Zingiber officinale, 1562 nucleotides long. RefSeq names its product transcription factor HHO6-like. Gene Ontology annotation, biological process: regulation of DNA-templated transcription. The record is from RefSeq and is a predicted model, not a curated record. The transcript is spliced from 5 exons. The coding region runs from base 103 to 1254 and encodes 383 amino acids. NCBI's taxonomy places the organism in Eukaryota, Viridiplantae, Streptophyta, Magnoliopsida, Zingiberales, Zingiberaceae. Gene Ontology annotation, molecular function: DNA-binding transcription factor activity; DNA binding.
CAUCUCCUCUUUCUUCUUCUCUGUGGCUUCCGGCCUCGUUUGCGCUAGGGAAAGAGAGAUCGACGAGGAAAGUAGGAGGAAGAGGGCGGUUGUAAGGAUAGGAUGGGAUCGACGGUGGCGCAGAUCGUCCUGGAUCUGAAGGACUUCGCCGGGAGAACAGUCGGCGGGUUCCUCAAGGAAGCGGCGGAGACGGCGCUUGGUCCCGUAGAUGGCCGAGUGGCGAAGCUGAAGGAAUACGUGAGGAUGCUGGAGGAGGAGAAGAAAAAGAUCGAGGCUUUCAAGCGCGAGCUCCCACUGUGCAUGCUUCUCCUCACCGAAGUAAUUGAGGGUUUGAAGAUGGAGAUGGAUCGAAGGGCGUGCGAGAGAUUGGUGCGCCCGUUCGAGGAAUUUAUUCCGAUUAGAAGUAGGUGCCAGGAAGAGAGGAAAGAUGAGGAAGCGGAUUGCAAGGAUAAGAUGAACUGGAUGAGUUCUGCUCAGCUGUGGAGUGAUAAUUCCAGCGAAGAAAAGAAUGAUGAUGACAACAAAAGUUCGACCGAGAAAAAUGGAAGACCGGAUCGACUGGGGGAGGAACAGCAGAGUUUGUUUUUGAACUCUACGAACCGAGGGGCAGCAUUUUUGCCUUUUAAGGGCAUAGCAGCUCCUAUAAUGAAGCCAAAAGGGAAGUUGAAUCCAGUGCUUGUUUCUCCUGACCUCUCGCUAGUGCCAGCUGCGGCAAAUAACUCGCCUUCCCCCUUUUAUACUCCCGCCGAGGAACAUUCAAGCGGCGGCUCAGGACGUAAGGCUGUUGGUAGAUCUCCGGUGCCGGUUCCUGCUUCUGUGGGUGCACAUCUAAGCCUGCAAGUUCAGCCAUCGGCAAGGAAGAUGCGACGAUGCUGGUCACAAGAACUGCAUCGCCAGUUUGUCAAUGCUCUCCAACAGCUUGGUGGUCCUCAAGUGGCGACUCCAAAGCAGAUAAGAGACUUAAUGAAGGUUGAUGGCCUCACCAACGAUGAAGUGAAAAGCCAUCUGCAGAAAUAUCGAUUACACACACGAAAGAUGCCUAAAGGUUCUACUGGUGACCAACCCGUUGCUGUUUUAGGAGGAAGUAUGUGGAUUUCCCAGGAGGAAGAAGAGUACACUUCUUCCCCUCGACAAAGUGUCUCCCAAUCUGGCUCUCCUCAAGGGCCCCUUCAACUAGCUAUUUCUAAUCGAGCACUCUCUGGAGAAAGCUGUGAGGGAGAAGAGGAUAAAUCAGAUAGUUAUAACUGGAGAUGAUAUCCAAGUGGUAUAAUGUCUAAAGAGGCUUUUAGCUUACUAUGAAGAGACUUAACACAUGUUGCUUUCAAACAUUCGGAGAGAUAUCAGAUGUUUUGCGGAUUAUAUUGUUGUAGAAUUAUGUUGAGAGGAAUAAUUUAUUUUGAGUGCUGGAGUUUUUGAGCUCCUUAAAUGAGAUUCAACAUGAAUAUUUUUCUUUCUUCUCCUCCUUUUUAUUCUAAGAUAGAGGUGUGUUAUGAGAAUGUCCAGUAUCUCAUAAAAGUGUCAAUUUUUCUGGAAUAACAACGUUUUAAUUGUGUUGUUGAUCA